AUGGAACAGCCUACAAACAAGCCAAUGGGUCACUUAGGAGCACCUGGCACUGCACCAAAGAGAAAAUUUGCUCCCCAACUUGUCGAGUCAAGCAGCCGGUCAUACAAGAAAAUGGACAGCAGCAACAGGGCCGCUGAAGCGUCGGACAGCCGUCAAGUUCAAGGAGGCCGGGUGAAAUUUCAGCAACAUGAAACGACCAAGGAACAAGUCGGGGAAAUGACAGUGCAGUUUCAAAAUGACGCUGAAUCACGACUCGCCUAUCGAAUCCCUGAAACUACCUCCAAGAAAUUUCUUCCUCAAUUAAUUGAGACUGCAAAGCGUUCUUUUCGCCAGGAUAAUACGUACAACAGCUAUGGCUUUCCGCAGAGUCGAAAUAUCAUCAGGACUUCUUCUCUAAAUCCACGACUGAGGCAUGAAACGGAGUCCCGAUUCUCUUACGCAAAUCUUGUUUGCCGCCGAGAGACCAGAAGGCAUUCGUUUCGUGUUCCCGAUCUGCCAGCAAUACCUUCGAGUAGCAGUGAAGAGUCCUUACACUCCCCAAUAUCGUCUCUUGCAACUUCCCCUAAUCUGAGUACACCCAGAAAUGUGCCCCCACGCGAAGCUGAUCCCCAUGUCUAUGACAAUACGCCGGACUCUUUUAUUGAUGUUAAUUUUUACUCCUUGCCUGAUAAUACACAGGAAAAGCUGCUUCAAGACCAGGCUUUGGCGGCUUUCCCCAACGAGCAAGUGCAUCAGCAAGUCUCCCAUUUUGCUAUUGACCCAGAGGAUGAGGACGACACUGCAGAUGAUGAUAGCAGCGUAGAGAUUGCAUUCAGGAGAAUGUCCUUUGAUCAGACUCGGUUCAGACGACAGUCCAGUGUCGACUUAACAUGGGAGCUGGAAGAGAUGCGCCGGCAUAAAGAGGAGUCAGUGAUGCGGGCGCGAGAACAACGAUUUGCCCUUGGCCAGUCAAACUUCUCUGCGGCAGCCAUUGCCUCAAAAAGAGCCAUUGACGAUUCCAAAAUCUUGAGCCGCCUCAAAAUCGAUGUUACUGCUGGCUUUCAGAAAGGCACCGAAGCAGCCACAAAAGACCGUGCUGUACGCCCGCCGAUGCUAGGCAACGAUAUUGUCUUUCCCCAAUGUGAGUCUCCUCAGACUUCAAGGUGUGAAUCUGAUCAACACUCCUCUUCCCACUACAGCGAAGAUAGUGAGCAACAGGAGCCGCAUCCCAGCCCCCUCUGGGCUCCCAAAAUGAACCUAAAUGCAUGCCAGGAGCCCGGCCUAUGGCAUAGCACUUGUAAGAAACCCAGCGGUCUCUUUCUUCCCUCUCCUAAAAUAACAAUAUUUGAAACUCGACCCGAUAAUUCGAGUAACGAGACGCCCGCUGCCUGCACUGUAACAUCGACUACUUGUCUUGCUGUUCCAACUGCGAAACCUCGUUAUUGUGAAGCAAAAAAGUCUAAGGAGAGCAUUCGAUCACUAGAAGAAAUGAUUGAGCAUGAAUUCAAUGACGAGUUCAUCACGCAAAUCUAUAAUUAUCUCUCACUAGGAUACCCUUGCCUUGCACGAGAUUACGAUGAAGAGAUCAGCUCAGUUACAAAUAUCCCGGUGGAAGAGUUGCGCAAAGAUGACCAGUUUGCGAACGCAAAGGGCCAUCUUAACGCUCCUGAAAGCGUCUCAGGCAAUUUAGACAAAUGUGCACGAUGGGUAGCACUGCGACUAUACAUACAUGAAUGGGCUCGCAAGCAGCCGACGUUGAGAAACCCUGAUUCUGGCGUUGAGGGCUGGGGUGUCAGGGCACGAGGAAGCUGGGCCGUGUAG
This is a messenger RNA of Ophidiomyces ophidiicola, 1800 nucleotides long. RefSeq lists its product as uncharacterized. The record is from RefSeq and is a predicted model, not a curated record. Lineage: Eukaryota; Fungi; Ascomycota; Eurotiomycetes; Onygenales; Onygenaceae. The transcript has a single exon. The coding region runs from base 1 to 1800 and encodes 599 amino acids.